This is a messenger RNA of Teleopsis dalmanni, 630 nucleotides long. Its product is annotated as transcription factor Adf-1-like. Gene Ontology annotation, cellular component: nucleus; transcription regulator complex. The coding region runs from base 1 to 630 and encodes 209 amino acids. The record is from RefSeq and is a predicted model, not a curated record. Gene Ontology annotation, biological process: regulation of transcription by RNA polymerase II. NCBI's taxonomy places the organism in Eukaryota, Metazoa, Arthropoda, Insecta, Diptera, Diopsidae. The transcript has 4 exons.
AUGUCAUCUAACACAACACAAAUGUCAAUCGUUUGCAUUUCAGAGAUGAAGAAUUCGAAAAGAGUAGCAGUGGAGGAAGAAAUUAUUGGAAUGGUUAAAUUAAAUCCAUUUUUAUAUGAAAGAAAACAUGAAAUGUACAAAAAUAAAUGUAUGCGAAACAAGAAAUUUAAUGAACUUGGAAAAAAAUUAAAUGUUCCAGCACAACAGCUGAAAGCUAGAUGGAGAACAUUGAAGGAUAAAUUUUUUCAGGAAUUUAAAGCGGAGUUGAUACCAUCAGGGAGUGCUGACGAAGCAGUGAAAAGCAAAUGGAAGUGGAUGGAGCGUCUGCGUUUUUUAGAAAACAUAUACACGCCUGUAGACAAUUCGCCUUGCAGUAGUUUAAAUAUCAGUAAGACGGUACAGGAGUUACAACAGAAUAUGACUUCGUUAGUUGAUCGUGCAAAAAUAAUAGCCGAACCUUCUGUGCCCAAAAGUGCUGCGCAGCUAUUUUUUGAGAGUUUAGCAAAACAAACGGAAGAAGCCGAACUAACACCAGCAGAAUUUUGCAAUUUGCAAAUUGAAAUAUUAAAAGCCUUGAAGGCGGCUUCAAUACCAAAUUACUUGCAGAUGUUCUGCUUGCAGCAAAUCUAA